AAUAUUAAAAUGAUUAUGUAUGUUUAUCAUCACACCACAUCUUUUCAUGGUCUUCAGUUGAUAGGGAUUAGCAAUGGAAUUCGCAGUGCAUCUUCAUGCACAUGCCGAAUCAACACCAUGAUAAUGUUCUCCAAGGAUAUCAGGUCAAUGUGUGAGAUUUUCUACGUUCUUGUGAGCUGUCAAUCUAAGUCUCACUAGCCAAUGAGAGAAGCUGUUUUUUUUGAGCAGAUGUUUUGGUCUGGAGAUCCAGCAGGUGGGAAUGUAGAGUCAGGAGAAUAUGAUUGUGCUGUGAUUAUGCACUCUUUGGCAUUCCAUACACACUGGUGGGUGUGGUGGUGGUGGUGUGUGGUGUGUGGAGGGGUGGUUAAACUGUGAGCACACUCGUAGUCAGACGUUGUGAGUUUCCAAAACUCCAGCAGUGUAUGACUUGAAGCGCUCCUCCUCUAUCUCUAUCUUCUCCUCCACCUCCAUCUCCUUCCUUAUCUCCAUUUUCCCCACCUCUCCCUUUCACUAUAUCUUAAUCUUCUUCACCUCCACCUCCUCUAUUUCCAUCUGCCUCACCUCCACUUCCUCCUCCACUAGCUGUCUUCUCCUCCACCUCCAACUCCUCCUCCUCUUCCUCCUCUAUUAUCUCCACUCUUUCCUUCUCCUCAUCUAUUUGUAUUUUUUUUUACCUCCUCCUCUUCUUUUCUAUUUCCUUUUGCUUCACCUCCACCUCCCCCUCCUUCUCCUACUAUCUCUAUUUUCUUCACACCUCCUUCUUCUCUUCUUCUGUUUCAUCUUCUUUACCUCCAUCGCCUUCUCCUCCUCCUUCUCCAUCUUCUGAUCCUCCACCUUAAGGUGCAUCUUGUUUAGAACCAUGUCGGACAGAGUGCUCCUGAGCACCAUGCUUCUCCUCACCUUCAGCCUCACGUGUGCUCAACAGCCUGAAUACCAGCACUCAGCCGCUUUGGAUGUUCAAGGCAGAUACUUAUUCAGGUGGAGGUCUGAUGGAAGGAGUAUCGCCAUGGAGCUCGAGGUGCAGACAAGAGGGUACAUCGGCUUCGGCUUGUCUCCAACCGGCGGCAUGGCUUCAUCAGAUAUCAUCUUUGGAGGGAUUGCAGAUGGGAAACCUUAUCUCCAUGACUACUUUACAGACAGCAACAGAAAAGUCCAUAAAGAUGAGGUCCAGAACUACAAGCUGCUGUACGCAAGAGAAAACCACACUCACACCGUUCUGGCGUUCAGCAGGGAGCUUCAGACCUGUGACCCGAAUGACAGAGAAAUCACGGAAAGUACAACUCGAGUGAUCUGGGCAUUUCAUGAUGUAGAUGUCGGGCCAUCAGGGCCGGGGUACCAUGGAAUAAACAGAGGGAGGAAAAGUUUACGUCUUCUCAACCCUGUGACCAGCAAGAGCCUUCCUCAUGGAACAGCUAGCUUCAACCUGCAGAACACUAACGUCCCAGUGCCUCAUAAGGACACGACUUACUGGUGUCAGAUGUUCAGAAUUCCAGAUGUCAAGAAAAAGCAUCAUGUUGUCAAAAUUGAGCCACUGAUCCAGAAAGGCCAUGAGAAUCUGGUCCACCACAUCCUGCUGUAUCAGUGUGAUAGCACCCUGAACGAAAGCGAACUGGAAACAGGACACGAGUGCUUCCAUCCCAACAUGCCUGACUCCUUCAUGACAUGCCAAACUGUCAUUUUUGCAUGGGCCAUUGGUGGAGAGGGUUUAACUUAUCCUUCACAUGUCGGAAUGUCAAUAGGAACAGCAGCAGAUCCGGUCUAUGUGCUGUUGGAGGUUCAUUAUGACAACCCUGCUUUACAGAGAAGUAUAGUUGACAGUUCAGGCCUGCGACUGUUCUACACUCCGAGGUUGCGGAGUUACGAUGCAGGGGUGAUAGAAACAGGGGUAUGGGUAAGUCUUUACCACAUGCUGCCUCCUGGGAUGCAGGACUACGUCACAGAGGGUCACUGCAUGCAAGAGUGUCUUCAGGAGUCUUUGGACAAUGAGAUGCCCAGUGGUGUCCAGGUGUUCGCAGUCCUGCUCCAUGCUCACCUGGCCGGGAAAGCCAUCAGGACCAGACAUUUUCGUCAGCAGGUUGAGCUUCCUCCUCUGUCCUCAGAUGAGCACUUCGACUUCAACUACCAGGAGUUUCAGCCACUCGAUCCAGAACGCCAGCUUUUGCCCGGGGAUUCAUUAAUCACUGAGUGCAUCUAUAACACUAAAAGCAGGAAGAACAUGACAUGGGGUGGAUUAAGCACGAGGGAUGAGAUGUGCUUGUCGUACCUGCUGUACUACCCUCGGAUCAACCUGACCAGGUGCGAGAGCCUUCCCGAGAUCACCGGCCAGCUCAAAUUCAUCGGAGUCAAGAAAAUACAAAGGCCUCUUAGGACGUGGCCUUUUGUGAUUAAAAGUCCAAAAAAAUACAGCAAUCUAUCGUUCACCGAAGCCAUGGACAAGUUCCGGUGGACGAAGAAGAGAGGAAAGGACUUUAACGAGGUUGUGCUGAAGCUCCCACUGAACGUACGCUGCUCCAAAGUGGGUUACAAUGAGUGGCUGGAUCAUGGUAUGAUCAUGUCUCCCCCGAAGCUCAGAUCGGUUCGCCCGCCUGUCAGAAGUGUGUGUGUGAACGCCUCGUUAUCUCAGAGUCAUCACACACUCUCUGUACUCGUCACCACACUUCUGUCCUUACUGUUCCUUCACUUCGCUCGCCACUGACUCCCAUCUUAUUAUCGAGCAGCGAACACAAAACUUCACGCGUUGAUCCGGAUCAGAACCGACAGCAGCAGGACGCCAUCGGGCCCGACAGCGCAGAUAUAUCUAUUAUAACAGAAACAGAACAAUGAUGUAUUACACACACUGUAAUCAAACAUCUUUCAUGGACAUUCUGACAUCUUUUUCUGUAUAUUUCAGAUUCCAUGUAUUCCAGUGUUUCUUUCAUUGUAAAGCAUUUUAAAUAUUAUAAAAGUCGAAUAUCUCAAUACACAAUAAUUAUAUGUGAUUACAAACAUGCUUGUGAAGUUCACUUGAAUGAUAACCAGCAUGAACCUCAACAUUUAAAGGAUCAGGAGAGAUUCUGUUUCUUUCUGUUCCAGCCAAAACCCCAGAUCACACAGAUCCAGCCCUGACAUAAACAAUGCA
Silurus meridionalis is the source of this 3118-nucleotide messenger RNA. It is a transcript of the gene moxd1, whose product is annotated as monooxygenase, DBH-like 1. The coding region runs from base 860 to 2695 and encodes 611 amino acids. The record is from RefSeq and is a predicted model, not a curated record. NCBI's taxonomy places the organism in Eukaryota, Metazoa, Chordata, Actinopteri, Siluriformes, Siluridae. Gene Ontology annotation, cellular component: secretory granule membrane. Gene Ontology annotation, biological process: dopamine catabolic process; octopamine biosynthetic process; norepinephrine biosynthetic process. Gene Ontology annotation, molecular function: dopamine beta-monooxygenase activity; copper ion binding. The transcript is spliced from 12 exons.